AUGGCUUUCGUCGACGAAAUCUCCCCAGCCUCAGAGGCAUCUUCCGCCGAUGAUGUCGUCAACGAAGAUGUCCGCAAUCUGGAGAGCUUCGGCUACAAACAAGAACUCAAGAGAGAUUUCUCCUUCAUUGGAAUGCUUGGGUUUGCCUGGUCGGUUCUUACCACAUGGACUGCUUUGGGCGGCUCUCUUGUCGUGGCCAUCCAGGCCGGAGGGCCCCCAGUCAUCAUCUACAGCUGGAUUGCCGUCAGCUUCUUUUCCCUCUUCGUCGCAUAUUCCUUUGCGGAGAUCUGUAGCGCUUUUCCGGUUGCCGGCGGGCAAUAUAGUUGGGUCGCCAUCUUGACACCCCCCAAAUGGGCCAGACUCACAUCGUAUCUCUGUGGCUGGUUCAUUGUCAUUGGCUUCUUGUCUGCUGGAGCGGCGAAUGGAUUCAUCGGCGCGAGUUUCGUGCUUGGCCUCGCGCAAAUCGCUCACCCCAGUUAUGUCAUUGAACGAUGGCAUGUCUGCCUGGUCUGCUACCUGGUACUAAUCCUCGCCGCCGCCGUCAACCUUUGGGGCCGACAUCUCCUCAACAAAUUGAGCAAGACGAUGAUGGUCUUCAAUCUGGCAUCCUUCAUCGUCGUCAUCACCGUCAUCUUGUCUCUGGACAACGACAAAGCGAGUGCAGCGUUUGUAUUCAAGGACUUUGUCAACAAGACCGGCUUCAACAAUUCCUACGCCUCGCUCUUGGGCAUCCUUCAAGCAGCGUUUGGGAUGACGGGAUACGAUGCCACCGCGCACAUGACGGAGGAAAUGCGUAAUGCGAGGAAGGAUGCACCCCGUGCAAUCAUCUGGUCGGUUUGGAUCGGGGCCUUCUCCGGCUUCGUCUUCCUCGUUGCCGCCUUCUUCUGCAUUCGCAACCUCGAGGCAAUCGACACCACUGCAACUGGAGUACCGCUCAUUGCCAUCUUCCAGCAAGCUACGGGUUCCGUGAGCGGCGCCAUCGGGCUGACAGUCUUGAUCACCGUCAUUGCCCUGGUCAGUCUUUGCUUCCUCAUGGCACAAAGCUCUCGCGUUGUCUUCUCCUUUGCGCGUGACCACGGCCUCCCUCUCAGCAGUUACAUCAGCCGGGUCCACCCUACUCUGCACAUUCCGCAUUGGAGCAUUAUAACAGUCCUCCUUGUCAACAUGGCUCUGAUGGCAAUCUACUUUGGCUCGGUGACCGGCUUCAACACGGUGCUCGCGUUCUCCACGGAAGGAUUCUACCUCUCCUACAUCAUGCCACUUCUCGUACGCGUCUGGGGCCGGCUGCAGGGUCGUCACGACAUCGACAGCGCCUUUUCCCUCGGCCGCUUCGGCAUGGCAUUUAACCUGAUCGGCAUGGCGUACCUCGCGUUUUGCGUGGUCAUUUUCAACUUCCCAACCGUGAGUCCCGUUACCAGCGCGGACAUGAACUACUCCUCUGCAGCAGUUGGCGUGGCUGCUCUUGUUGCUGCUAUUACAUGGUUCACCACCGGCCGCAAGCACUUUACCGGCCCACAACGUGGGGUCAUCAUCGAGGGAUCGACGUCUUUCAUCGGUGAGGAUGGACGUGAUGCUUCGUUCACAGAGGUCACUAUCGAGAACGAGAAGAGUUGA
This is a messenger RNA of Neohortaea acidophila, 1614 nucleotides long. RefSeq names its product GABA permease. The record is from RefSeq and is a predicted model, not a curated record. The coding region runs from base 1 to 1614 and encodes 537 amino acids. Lineage: Eukaryota; Fungi; Ascomycota; Dothideomycetes; Mycosphaerellales; Teratosphaeriaceae. Gene Ontology annotation, biological process: transmembrane transport. Gene Ontology annotation, molecular function: transmembrane transporter activity. Gene Ontology annotation, cellular component: membrane. The transcript has a single exon.